CAACCACGAACCUGGGAUACGACCACACCACGAAUCACGAACUACAGCAGGAAACGAAUUCUGUCGGAGAUUUGCUUUAAUAUUAAUCCGCCAACCAAAAACAUUGAGCAUAAGCGACUUGCUCCAGUUGCUGUGCGCAAAGAAUGCCACCUGUCACCGGAGGUGUGAGUCGUUUCUCGUGCGGUGCAGGCCGCAAUGUGGAGCGUGGAUGCUGUCAACGGAGUCGACAGAACUGGGAUCCCGAUGUGCUGCGAAGCGCGGUUCGGAAUGAUGCUGGGACGGUCGAGACACUGCUGAUCAGGCGUUGAUCUGCCACCGGAUGCCAUUUGUGGCUGCUGGGAGCUGCCGGCACCCGGCACGUCACUAAUUCGGUAUUCAGUCCACGAGAGACACAGACAUUCUUUCACUGGCGAGGUUCCUGGGUUCCUGUCAGGUGGGAUAUGGAGAGACUACUCGACAGACUACCGGCGCUCAAUCUCGCCGGACUCGAGGUUCCAGUCUGUAUAAAUUCUUUGUGAACAGAAGAACUCAACACCAGUUCUCCACUGCGACAUACAAACAGCUUCAACCAGUCCAUCUUCUGCAACAAUGUCUCAACAAAUCGCUGCCGCUGCUGUCCCUCCUCUCACCACCUGGGAUGAUCUCCAGGCGCUCGGCUGGGACAAGGCGGCCGUCUACAGCGCCGUCAGCGCCCUGCGUCCGGACACGAUGACCAGCGACGACCAGCUGCACCUGAACGACAGCUUCACGACCACCAUGAAGCCUCCCAUCUCGUCGCACAACACUACGAUGGCGGCCAAGGGAACGCUGGACCCGUCUCGCACCGAGGUCACCAAGGCGAUCGGCAAGAAAUUCAGCAUCUUUGAAUCGUCGGUCCCUGGUCACGAGCAUUUCACCAAGGCGUGGAACAACAUCCUCGACUUGUCGAUCGACAUCAGCCUCCCUGCGCUGAUCAGCGUCAACAACCCGAUCCAGUUCUCGAACAUCGCCGGGAAAGUGAGCUUGGUCAUCGCGGCGAACGCGACGGUGCCCACCACGAAGCAAUAUCUGUACCCGCAGAGCAAGGACUUUGACUUUGACAUUGCGGCCAACGAGCGCGUGAAGAUCAUCGGCACGCCCCUGUUCGUGACCACUACCGAGGUUUACAAACUCAACUACGGCUUGAUGAGUGACAGUCAAUUAGGCACCGAGGGUGACAACUUCCAAGGACUCGUCAACAUCCCGUACGUCAUCAACCAGGUCCUCCUGAGCGAGGGCAAGAAGUACGGCCCCACCGGCACGAUGGAGCUCACCGUCGUCUACAAGACCACGACGCUCAAGAUCGACUUCAUCCGCGACACGACCGUCGUUCUCGGAGACUGGGACGAAGUUGUCAACGGGCAGAGCAUCGCGUUCAGCGACGAGAUCGACGUGGACAGCACCGACGACUUCCUUUGAGGAGGAGUGUCUUAUGGCGGAUCAACGUUCUCGCCGAUUAUGCUAUCUAUUUCUGCUCUGAUUCGUCGUAUUUAUGCUAUGACUGGCAGUCAAUCAAUAUGUACUUCCAGAGAGUGAACCGUGGGAAAUGUGGGCCGACAUCGCGCCACCUGCAUGGUCCCACCGCACUUCUCCUUUCGAUAUUCUUCAUCCGACUUCUAUUUACAUUCAAUGUCCUCGACCAACUAGGCAAGA
This is a messenger RNA of Mycena citricolor, 1671 nucleotides long. The record is from the annotation of a GenBank genome assembly. Lineage: Eukaryota; Fungi; Basidiomycota; Agaricomycetes; Agaricales; Mycenaceae.